ACACAAUAUUACGAACUUGACAAUUUGCUGCAUUAAUCAUGACAACCGCCCACAGACCCACGUUCGAUCCCGCCAAGGGAAAGGAAGCAAAUCGAGGACCAGCAUAUCAUCAGCGUCUCUUACCAGCUCAUACUCAACUCAAAGUCCGACAACCAGGACAAGGAGGAGACGCAGAUCAUCAAGUCCGCGACCUACGAGCAGAGUUACUGCAGGCUGAAGCUGCACAUUUCGCAAAGGUUAGAGGUGGACCUGCUCUAGUGGCAGAUACUCCAGAGCCUGCGACGAAUUCAUCCAAGAGACAGCUAGAGAAUGGAGAUGCCGAGGAAGAGGAUCCCGAGGCGAAGCGGAGACGAAUAUUAGAGGAGUCGAGGGAUAUUGAUGCAGAUUCGGAAGAGGAUGAAGAAGAGGAUAGCAGUGAGGAUGACAGUGACGAUGAAGAUGAAACAGCCGAGCUGCAGCGAGAACUAGAGAAGAUCAAGCGCGAGAGAGCAGAGAAGCGGGAGCAAGAGGAACGAGAGAAGGCGGCAGCAGAAGAGGCUGAACGGGAGAAAGACAUUGCUCUCGGCAACCCUUUACUGAACCCCAAAGCCGAUUUCAAUGUGAAGCGGAGAUGGGAUGACGAUGUGAUCUUCAAGAACCAGGCUCGCGGGACGGAAGAUAAAGGCAAGAAGAAGGAAUUCGUCAAUGAUCUCCUUCGAUCAGAUUUCCACAAGCGGUUCAUGAGCAAGUACGUCAGAUGAGCAGCAGAUAGAGAGAUCUUGGUUCCGUCGAGCGGCGUUGAUCUGGGUCAGCCGGAGAGGUUUAGUGGGGAAGGUUUGUUGUUUGGCGUUGGACCCUAAAGCUUCACCUCCAGCUGAAUUCAAAGCUUAGAUGAAUCUGGGAGGUGGAUCCAGGUCAUUUUCAGCAUGGCUUGCAGAAGAAUUCAAUCUGAUACUGGAUCAGCUGAACAGUCGAAAUUACUCUGCAGUUGCAUUUGCAUCUGCAUAGAAUAAUGCAAACCCAUAUCGAAGUCUCAC
This is a messenger RNA of Mollisia scopiformis, 1016 nucleotides long. RefSeq names its product Cwf15/Cwc15 cell cycle control protein. Bases 39 to 740 code for a protein of 233 amino acids. Gene Ontology annotation, cellular component: catalytic step 2 spliceosome. The record is from RefSeq and is a predicted model, not a curated record. Gene Ontology annotation, molecular function: RNA binding. Gene Ontology annotation, biological process: mRNA cis splicing, via spliceosome. Lineage: Eukaryota; Fungi; Ascomycota; Leotiomycetes; Helotiales; Mollisiaceae. The transcript has 9 exons.